GGAGCCUGCCCGGCAGACAAUCGUAAAGCUGCUCGGGGGUCGCUCACCUGCUCCCGCCUCCUGGAGCCCCUACCGGGCCUGACUGCUCUUGCCCCCUCCGUUGCCCGCCCCCCGCCCGAGCCGGGCCAGGAGCCGAGAGGUCCGAGAGGCCGGGGGAAGGAUGCCGCUAGCAGCUGCGGUCCCGAGCCACGCACGGUGAUCGCCUCCUCCGGGGGAGGAGGCGCCUAGACCGUAGCCUCAUUUCUUGUUUUCCUCUCCCUCCCCCACUUCCCCGUAAUUACAUUGGCUGCUGGAAGGGACCUGGAGAGAUAGACAGAGGAGGCGCCUCGUAUCCCCCCCUCUCGCCCGCCACCCGUGCUCUUUCCUGUCCCGGGUCAGGAUGACUGGAGUCUUUGACAGUCUGGUGGCUGAUAUGCACUCUACCCAGAUCACCGCCUCCAGCACGUACCACCAGCACCAGCAGCCCCCGAGCGGUGCGGGCGCCGGCCCUGGCGGCAACAGCAACAGCAGCAGCAGCAGCAACAGCAGCCUGCACAAGCCCCAGGAGUCGCCAACCCUCCCGGUGUCCACAGCUACCGACAGCAGCUACUACACCAACCAGCAGCACCCGGCGGGCGGCGGCGGCGGGGGGGCCUCGCCCUACGCGCACAUGGGCUCCUACCAGUACCACGCCAGCGGCCUCAACAACGUCUCCUACUCCGCCAAAAGCAGCUACGACCUGGGCUACACCGCCGCGUACACCUCCUACGCGCCCUACGGAACCAGUUCGUCCCCGGUCAACAACGAGCCCGACAAGGAAGACCUUGAGCCUGAAAUCAGAAUAGUGAACGGGAAGCCAAAGAAAGUCCGGAAACCACGCACCAUCUACUCCAGUUUCCAGCUGGCGGCCCUUCAGCGACGCUUCCAGAAGACCCAGUAUCUGGCCCUGCCGGAGCGAGCCGAGCUGGCGGCAUCUCUGGGCCUCACUCAAACUCAGGUCAAAAUUUGGUUCCAGAACCGCCGGUCCAAGUUCAAGAAGAUGUGGAAAAGCGGCGAGAUUCCCACCGAGCAGCACCCUGGAGCCAGCACUUCCCCACCAUGUGCCUCCCCGCCGGUCUCGGCGCCAGCAUCCUGGGACUUCGGCGCGCCGCAGCGGAUGGCGGGCGGCGGCCCGGGCAGCGGAGGCAGCGGCGCGGGCAGCUCUGGCUCCAGCCCGAACAGCGCCGCCUCGGCUUUUCUGGGAAACUACCCGUGGUAUCACCAGGCUUCGGGUUCUGCUUCACACCUGCAGGCCGCGGCGCCGCUUCUGCAUCCUUCGCAGACUCCGCAGGCGCACCACCAUCACCAUCACCACCACCACGCAGGCGGGGGCGCCCCGGUGAGCGCGGGGACGAUUUUCUAACCUCCAGCGGACAGCGCCAGAAACUUGAGAACUGAGACACCGUGUUCUUCAGCACGCGUCCCGUAGCUAGAGGCUCGAACUUACCAGCCGGCGACCGCCACCCAACCGUAUUGGAAGUGGCAACCAGAGGUGGCCGGUCUCGGGGCCACUCCUCGCACUGCCAUUGAGCAGCCGGGAACAAGGAGACCCCGUGGGAUCCUCUAGUGCCAAGCCCGGCGUCCCUGGCCUCAAUUCCGAUCUGAGCCCCGGCCACUUUUAGGCCAACCUCAGACUUGUCGUCCCUUUCCAGCCCCCUCAUCGUGAUCCUCAGGGUUCUUGGUCUCUCCAGGCCCUGAGCGGGGUCAGGCACAGGGACGCCUUCCCCGCCCUCGAGGCUUCCCGGCUCUCACAGGCUCCUUUUUCCUCUCCUGCUCCUGGCCUCAGCUCCCGUCGGCUUCGGUUGUUGACCUCCCCGGGUCCUACCCCACCCUAUCACGUACCCCCAUGACCCCCGGGAUCCCGCCGGUUUUUUUCCCCUCCUGGAGGCUGUUGGAGAGAAUUUCCUGAUCUCCCAACUCUUCCCGCCUCCCACUUUCCCCAGGAACACUCCCGUAGCUCCUCAUCCAUCACCAGUGGAGGUUUUUUAUUUUUAUUUUUUUAAAAGUUUAGGUGCCUUUGCGGAUGACCUCAUUUUGAUGUUUAAAAAAAAAACUGAUUUUUUUAAUAUGUGGACGCUGAAAAAAUGUGUUUUAAUUAUCUUUUUUAAGAUGAAUUAAGGACUAUUAGCCCGAACUUCGAUGCAGAGUUUGUAAAUAAGGGUAUCUGUGCAGAUUUCCCCACAUUUAUUUGUAUAAAAUUUCUCAUCUUUUCAGACUUUUGUAAACCGCCCCCGAGUUGUGAAAACUGCGACGUAGCAGUGACCUCAGCAGCCCCUAUGUUUUCCCCCUUUGAAAAUUUUUCUCAGUUAAAUUAAGCUACUGAUUUGAAUUUGUUUUUAUCUUGUCCUAAAGUCUUUGUUCUUGAAAUGCAAGGUAUUUGGGGGUUAUUUAUUAUGAAAGCAACAUACUCUUAAUGUUGAUUUUACAAUAUGAAGAGAUUAUUUAAAAUAAAUUAUUGUUUUCAUUGGA
Messenger RNA from Mastomys coucha (southern multimammate mouse), 2487 nucleotides. It is a transcript of the gene Dlx2, whose product is annotated as distal-less homeobox 2. Gene Ontology annotation, molecular function: RNA polymerase II cis-regulatory region sequence-specific DNA binding; DNA-binding transcription factor activity, RNA polymerase II-specific. The coding region runs from base 380 to 1381 and encodes 333 amino acids. NCBI's taxonomy places the organism in Eukaryota, Metazoa, Chordata, Mammalia, Rodentia, Muridae. The transcript has 3 exons. Gene Ontology annotation, biological process: negative regulation of transcription by RNA polymerase II; embryo development; cell differentiation. The record is from RefSeq and is a predicted model, not a curated record.